UGCCCCAUGAUGGGUGAUCUGAACCCAUAGGGAUACAUCGCUUCGUCCAGGGGUGAUUGCAACUUCGGCAAACCACCCAUGAAUGAAUUCUUCUACUACACAAAAGACGCAUGACCACACCUAUUGCACACGAUCAGGAUUAUUACUAUAGGAAUAAAGCACAAACUCCAGAUGGUCUCCACAAACAUGGAGCAGACAAUGGUUAUGAGUACGAGUAUCCUGGAAUCGGAACUCAACACUCCCGCCAAAAAUUGCUAUCGUCUCGUCAUCUUCGGAUCGUCCAAAGUGGGUAAGACAUCCAUCGUGAAGCGAUUCCUGACGGGCGAGUUUAUCGAGCAGUACACGCCGACGAUCGAAGACUUUCACCGCAAGAUCUACAAGAUUCGAGGGGAGGUUUAUCGAUUGGAUAUUCUCGAUACUUCGGGGAACAACCCUUUCCCUGCGAUGAACCGGCUAUCGAUACUCACAGGAGAUGCCUUCAUGCUGGUAUACACAAUAGACAACAAGGAGACGUUUCAAGAAGUACUUCGUAUACGACAGCAAAUCAUCGACACCAAGAGGGCCAAGGGGAUCAAAUCAACACCCAUGGUACUCGCAGGAAACAAGGUCGAUCGCGACGACUUCCGCGAAAUCGACUUCGACGACGCACGUCGCGCAGUGUCUUCCGCCAAACGGUGCUCGUGCCUGGAGGUCAGCGCCAAGGACAAUAUCAACAUCGACUGCCUUUUCCAUUCGCUUUUCGAGCACGCUAGACUUCCCGCCGAGAUGACACCGUCGCAGCAUCGCAAAGUUGGUGGUAGUGACAACGCUGGUCCACCUGACCUGUCACCCAAGUCGAACCCCAGGGGAAUCACACUGCGCAAGCGCAUUAGUGACGCGUGCGGCGUUAUCUCGCCCAACGCUCGCCGACCGAGCCUGCGCAGUGACCUUCUGCAGGUGCGCAACAACGCGCUGCGCAGCGUAAAGCGUGGCGAUAUAAACGAAGAAGAGGAACCAGCGGCUGAAGGUACGGGGUUUAGAAAGAAACGAGGAUGCAUCGUUCAAUGA
Molecule: messenger RNA, 1047 nt
Organism: Strongylocentrotus purpuratus (purple sea urchin)
Lineage: Eukaryota; Metazoa; Echinodermata; Echinoidea; Camarodonta; Strongylocentrotidae
Product: dexamethasone-induced Ras-related protein 1
Exons: 2
Coding region: 172-1047 (291 amino acids)
Molecular function (GO): GTP binding; GTPase activity
Source: RefSeq, a predicted model, not a curated record